Felis catus (domestic cat) is the source of this 2326-nucleotide messenger RNA. It is a transcript of the gene CA8, whose product is annotated as carbonic anhydrase 8. The transcript is spliced from 9 exons. Lineage: Eukaryota; Metazoa; Chordata; Mammalia; Carnivora; Felidae. Gene Ontology annotation, molecular function: carbonate dehydratase activity; zinc ion binding. Bases 253 to 1125 code for a protein of 290 amino acids. The record is from RefSeq and is a predicted model, not a curated record.
CGGCUGCCGCUCCCGGAGCCGCGGCUCCACUCGCGCUCCGCGGGGACUCGGGACGCUCUCGCAGCGCCCGCCGCCCGAAAAGUCCGGCUCGGCCCGCGCCCGCCUCGCGCGCUCACGCCCCCACGAGCGCGCCCACACCCCCACUGGCUCACCCGCACCCUCGCACGCGCGCACUCACACGCGCUCACGGUCCCACUCCUGCCCGCUUCCCUGCGGCGGCGCGAGAGCGCCGAGGGGACCCACGGCCUUCCCAUGGCUGACCUGAGCUUCAUCGAAGAUUCCGUCGCCUUCCCGGAGAAGGAGGAGGAUGAAGAGGAAGAGGAGGAGGGGGUGGAGUGGGGCUACGAAGAAGGUGUGGAGUGGGGCUUGGUGUUUCCCGAUGCUAAUGGGGAAUACCAGUCUCCCAUUAACCUAAACUCAAGAGAAGCUAGAUAUGACCCCUCACUUCUGGAUGUCCGCCUCUCCCCAAAUUAUGUGGUCUGCCGAGACUGCGAAGUGACCAAUGAUGGACAUACCAUUCAGGUUAUCCUGAAGUCAAAAUCAGUUCUAUCAGGAGGUCCAUUGCCUCAAGGGCAUGAAUUUGAACUGUAUGAAGUUAGAUUUCAUUGGGGGAGAGAAAACCAGCGCGGUUCUGAGCACACAGUUAAUUUCAAAGCUUUUCCCAUGGAGCUCCACCUGAUCCACUGGAAUGCCACCCUGUUUGGCAGUAUUGAUGAGGCCGUGGGGAAGCCACAUGGAAUUGCCAUCAUUGCUUUGUUCGUUCAGAUAGGAAAAGAGCAUGUAGGUCUGAAGGCUGUGACUGAAAUCCUCCAGGAUAUUCAAUAUAAGGGGAAAUCCAAAACAAUACCCUGCUUUAAUCCUAACACUUUAUUACCAGAUCCUUUGCUGCGAGAUUAUUGGGUCUAUGAAGGCUCUCUUACCAUCCCACCUUGCAGUGAAGGUGUCACCUGGAUAUUAUUCCGAUACCCUUUAACUAUAUCCCAGCUACAGAUCGAAGAAUUUCGAAGGCUGAGGACACACGUCAAGGGGGCUGAACUUGUGGAAGGCUGUGACGGGAUUUUGGGAGACAAUUUUAGACCCACUCAGCCACUUAGUGACAGAGUCAUUAGAGCUGCAUUUCAGUAGCCGACGAGAACAGGAACGAGACUGCCUUCAUCUGGGGAGGAAGACAAUGAUCCUAUAGUGCCCUUGGAUGAGAAACGGAAACUUUUGAGCCGCACCUUCAGUUUAUCCUCAAAGCCUGCAUUGUUUGUCUUCAUCUAAUCCAGCUUUGAUGGACAUCUGUGACAGUUGCCUAUACACGUGCUCUAAUGAAAUAUUAGAAAUGGCUGUACAUUCCGAAGAAACCCAGUGUUGUAUCCCCACGUCACUGCUGCUAGUAUUCAUAUUUUUGCACAUACUGUUGAUUGCUUAUGUGUAGAAGAAAUGAAACUAGUUUUCAGAGUUGUUAUUAAUAUGAAUAUAUAUCAUGUAUUAAUACCGAGACAGGAAAAAUACAUUCCCGGUGUUAGCAAUCCUUCAUUUCCUGUCUCCGAGAGAAAAUUCCGUCAUUCGGAGAAUAAUGCAAUUCUUGAUAAUAAAUAAGAGUUUUGAUCAGGAACAGCACACGGCUUGAAAAUGGAAUGUGAAGGAUUAGUAAAAGUCCUAUCUCAUGUUGUUUUCAGCCCUCAUAGCACAAUUAAUGUCAGGCUGGUUAUUAUGCAAAACAAUUUGGGAGUUAAUGCAAGAACAAAAUUGCUUUAUAUAUUUCUCAAAGGAUCGAAUUGAAUGUAUGAAUCUAAUUGUAUUUAUUUGACAUAUUAGAAGCUCUCGUUUCUAGGAGUUUGAGAAAGGCAUAAAAAUAGGGUAAAACGUAAGUGGGUACAACAUACCAGGAAUAGCUUUAUUUUCCACGAUAGAAGUGUAAAUUUAAUAGUAUCCUAUAGUAAUUUAGUGUUGUACGUUUCGUAAGACCUUAAGGUAUUUUAUUCUAUGGACUUUAGUAUAUUGAGCCAUUGCUUUCCAAGAUGAUCAAUAAUAUCUUUAUUUUAAUUAAUUUGAAGCGCUACUGGUAAAUGUAAGCAUAUGCUUAGAUGCAGUUAGAUGUGACAGAAUGAGAUAAUUUUGUAAAGCAGUAGAGUGCCUGGCACAAAGCAAGUACUUAAUAAAUGUUAUCUGUUGUUAUAAUUACUGUUGUAAAACCGAAGACUUCAUAAUCCCAAUUUGGAGGGAUUUUGUGAUGCCAAAAGUUGGAAAUCCUACAGGUGCAAUAAGUGUGUGUCGUGAGAUUUUAGGUGUGUUGGAUAGAGGCUGUAGUACUGAAAACAUUAAAUACAAAUAAAAAUCA